This is a messenger RNA of Aricia agestis (brown argus), 1609 nucleotides long. RefSeq names its product CXXC-type zinc finger protein 1-like. Gene Ontology annotation, biological process: positive regulation of DNA-templated transcription. The transcript has 10 exons. Gene Ontology annotation, cellular component: Set1C/COMPASS complex. Gene Ontology annotation, molecular function: zinc ion binding; DNA binding. NCBI's taxonomy places the organism in Eukaryota, Metazoa, Arthropoda, Insecta, Lepidoptera, Lycaenidae. Bases 108 to 1598 code for a protein of 496 amino acids. The record is from RefSeq and is a predicted model, not a curated record.
UGCUUUUUUACUUUUUGUGUUUAAUUAUUAAAGUUUUUGACGAUUUCCGCGUGUAAAAAUUGGUGCAUUUGUGUCCCAUAAAUUGAUAUCUUCUCAAAAACUUCCAGAUGGGGGAUAAAAAAUACAGACAAAGCAAAGCAGAUAUUGCUAAACAAUUCGAUCUCCCAGAACGACAGUCUAAAAUAACAACUUUACUGAAUCAAGCGGGCCAAGCUUAUUGUAUUUGCCGUUCGUCAGAUAGUUCCCGGUUCAUGAUAGCAUGUGACGCAUGUGAGGAGUGGUAUCACGGAGAUUGUAUCAAUAUAUCUGAGAGGGAGGCAAAAUAUAUCAAAACAUACUUCUGUGACAGAUGCCGUGAAGAAGAUCCUACACUAAAAACCAGAUUUAGGCCUCAGAAAAGAGAGAAUGAUGGGGAUUCUGGCAGGGAUGACCGGAAAAAGAAGAAAGAGAAAGAUCAUACUGAAAGCAAAUCAACUAAAAGAUCCACUAAAGACGGUUGCGGAGAUUGUUCUGGUUGUUUACAGCUACAUGAUUGUGGACAUUGUGAAGCUUGUGAAGACAUAUACAAGUAUGGGCUGAGUAACAAAUCCAAGCUGAAGUGUAAGGAACGCAUAUGCAUUAAAUCCAAGAAAGCUCCCAGAGUGUCCAAUUACCCAAGUAGCAGGACAAAGAAGAAGCAUCAUGAGAGAGAGGUGUAUGAGCCCGAGGAGUCUAUAUCACACUUGCAGACCGCCGAGCCCAGGCAGUGCUACGGACCUCAAUGUCAGAGGGCAGCUCAGUACGGAUCUAAAUACUGCUCUUCGGAAUGCGGAAUAAGACUUGCAACAGCUAGAAUAUAUCAGGUGUUACCUCAACGUAUCCAGGAGUGGUCUCUAUCUAGUUGCGUGGCGGAGCAGCACAACCGGAAAGCGCUGGAGGGGGUCCGCAGUGGCAUAGCUAAGGCGCAGGCCGCCCUGCGCUCGCUCGACCAACAGCACGCUGAGUUAGAUGCCAUCGUGGCACGUGCUAAGGGCGCCAGGCCUAUACCGCCUGAUGAUAAGGAGGCAGACGAUGAAACAUCAAUGUACUGUGUGACAUGCGGUCACGAGAUCCACACGAGGACCGCCGUGAAACACAUGGAGAAGUGUUUCAUCAAGUACGAGGCACAGGCGUCCUUCGGCAGCAGGCACAGGACGCGGAUAGACGGCCAGAGCAUGUUUUGUGACUAUUACAAUCCGAUUAAUGGGACAUACUGUAAGAGAUUGAGGGUGAUGUGUCCGGAGCACUUCAAGGAUCCAAAAGUGAGUGAUACGGACGUGUGCGGGUGUCCGGUAGUGAGGAACGUGUUCGAGCCGACGGGGGAGUUCUGUAGAGCUCCCAAGAAGUCCUGCCUCAAGCACUACCAGUGGGAGAAGCUGCGGAGGGCCGAGAUAGACAUGGAGAGAGUCCGCCAGUGGCUGCGGCUGGAUGAGCUGGUGGAACAGGAGCGGAGUAUACGACUCGCUAUGGCCUCACGUGCUGGCGUGCUCGGCCUGAUGUUACAUUCCACGUACAACCACGAGGUCAUGGAGCGUAUCACCAAAGUGAACGAGAACGGGAAACUCAACGAGGGCUCAUGACACGAAGCCAA